Puccinia graminis f. sp. tritici CRL 75-36-700-3 is the source of this 1620-nucleotide messenger RNA. RefSeq lists its product as uncharacterized. Gene Ontology annotation, biological process: translational elongation. The record is from RefSeq and is a predicted model, not a curated record. Gene Ontology annotation, cellular component: cytoplasm; nucleus. The transcript has 9 exons. Bases 103 to 1335 code for a protein of 410 amino acids. NCBI's taxonomy places the organism in Eukaryota, Fungi, Basidiomycota, Pucciniomycetes, Pucciniales, Pucciniaceae. Gene Ontology annotation, molecular function: translation elongation factor activity.
CCGCCGGCAGCUCUCCCACCUCCACCCAUCUGCCUCCUUCCGACCGCAACGCUUCCUCUGACUGAUUGAUUGUUUAUUUGCGUCCAAGUCACUCUGCAAGUCAUGUCUUACACCCUCUACGGUUUCGAGCAAAACACCCGUACUCGGGUGUGCCAAAUCACCGCCAAGUACGAAGGCGUCGACCUCAAGAUUAGCAAGGUCCACCCCUACGAGAAAGACGCUGGAUUUGAACCUUAUGUUGAGAAAUUCCCUCACGCCCAAGGCAAAAUCCCGGCAUUAGAAGGUGCAGGUGUAUCCAUCACAGAGUGCGUGGCUAUCUGCCAUUACCUCUCUUCCAUCGCCAACAAGGCCAACUUGCUUGGUAGCUCCAAGGAAGAAGCUGCCGAAGUGCUUCAGUGGAUGGUUUACCUCAACUCAGAGCUUUGCCCUGCUUUGUCUGAACAAUUCCUCUUCCUCCCACCCGCCAACCGCCCUUACAACAAGGCCAAUGUUGCUGCUGCCGAGAAGAAAGCAAACGCUAUGCUUGAUGCCAUUGAGAAGCUCUUGCUUAGCCGCACCUUCCUUGUUGGGCAGCGAAUCACCUUGGCCGAUAUCUUCCUUGCCAACCACUUGGUUCGCCCCUUUGCCACUUGUCUGGAUGCGUCCUGGAGAGCUUGCCACCCGAACGUCCUCCGACACUUCAACACCCUUGUGCACCAACCCAAUUUUAUCGAGGUACUUGGUGGUGAGCCUACCUUGACCGAGACGAAGGUUGAGUUCACCCCUCCUAAAAAAGAAAAGGCCGCUCCUGCUCCCAAAUCCGAAAAGAAAAAAGAGAAGAAAGACGACGAGGAGGAGGAACCAAUGGUCCCUGCCGAGCCAAAGGCCAAGCACCCAUGUGAGGCUCUCGGCCCCGCCAAAUGCUUUCCGUUUGAUGAGUGGAAGCGACAAUAUUCCAACUCGGAAUUCCCCGCUGCCAUGAAAUGGCUCGAGGAGCACAUCGACCUCUCCGAAUACUCGUUCUGGAAAGUCACCUACAAAUACAACGAGGAGUUGACCCAGGUUUUCAUGUCGGCUAACUUGAUUGGUGGAUUCCACAGUCGUUUGGAAGCCUCCCGGAAGUACCUAUUCGGAUCUGCCGGUGUCUAUGGCAAAGCCAACGCUUCAAAAAUCCAAGGAGCCUACAUGAUCCGAGGAUCUGAUUACAAGGCUGUCUUCGAUGUUGCGCCUGAUUGGGAGAGCUACGAGAUCGAGCCCAUUGACUUCAAGAAAGAUAUUGACUUCAUCAAGGGAUGCUGGAACUGGGAUAACACUUUCGAUGGGCUUGAGUACGCUGAUGGCAAAGUAUUCAAGUAAACUAACAUUGAACAAGGGUUGCGUUCCCUGCUUUCACGCCCCCACGAAAACGACGCCGAAAUUUCAAAAAUGAUUAUCUUUUUUUUGAGCCGAUAAUGCGAUCAACUUCCUACUACUUUGACAUCAUGAUGUUUGAAACUGGUGCUCUAAGAUUUGUCAAACGUAGAAAGCUUCAGCCCUGGAGAGCAAUGUUCCUAUGGUUUAUCAUUGCUCCUUUCUUAAUCUACAUUACAAAUUUGGUAUCUUUGAAUCUCUGGAAAUUUUACGAGUGAGAGCUUCGUCGUC